Messenger RNA from Oncorhynchus masou masou (cherry salmon), 702 nucleotides. It is a transcript of the gene morn2, whose product is annotated as MORN repeat containing 2. The record is from RefSeq and is a predicted model, not a curated record. The transcript is spliced from 6 exons. Lineage: Eukaryota; Metazoa; Chordata; Actinopteri; Salmoniformes; Salmonidae. The coding region runs from base 193 to 630 and encodes 145 amino acids.
UAAUAUAACGUUUAGGAAAUGCAUCGCAACAACAUCAGCUAGACCAGCACGAAACAUUUGAAUAAUUUAUAGCCAUAGUCAUGUUUGAACUAGCAACAAAUCCGAAAUCUAUUGACUAGCUUGACAGCCAGCUAAAGUUAGCUAAAAGCUCUAACUAUAUUGAGUAAUUAAAUUUGACGAAGCAUUACUAAAAUGUCAGAGAAGAAAAAAGGAAAGGUCACAGAAAGCAAAGAGGAAGGGAAUUUGCAAGUAUCCUACAUUUUCCCAAAUGGUGACAGAUAUGAAGGAGAGUGCUGCAGGUCCACAGAGGGAGUCGUGGUGAGGCGUGGUAUGGGCAAACACACCUCAGCCAGUGGUGUCACCUACACUGGAGAGUGGCAUGAUGACAAGAUGAAUGGCAGAGGGACUCUGGAGCAUCCCUCUGGGGCCAUGUAUGAAGGGGACUUCAAAGACAACAUGUAUCAUGGCACAGGGACAUACAGCUUCUCUGACGGGACCAAAUACUGCGGCAGCUUCAGCAAGAACAGGUUGGAGGGUGACGGGGAGUUCACCGACUCUCAGGGACUUGUUUGGAUUGGAGGCUUCCACAACAAGGCAGCUCCUGGAUUAAAACUUAAACUCAGCAUGUAACCCAUGACAUAAUGUGAGAUAACAUAACUCUAAUUUCUCUUACAUUUAUGAACAUUUAUUUAAUAUAGAUUA